UCUCGUUAUUGGCUCAGGGUUCUUAACAGCGAGGGACGACACCUUGGCCCGUCCAAAUCUCCACGGCCAGCUCAGUCCUCUACCGUUACUGGGGAGGACAUCAGUGACAUUCACCGUAUCACGCGGUUCGUCCGAUUCCUCUCGCACGGAAUCGUCGGCACAGUUUCGUCACCGACACAGCUUGUUAGGAGUUCGGUCGAUCGACAACGACCUUGAGUAACAAUGGGUCUCCUGGCUCUGGGAACGGCUCUGGAUUGGCCAGAUGCCAAACAGCAGGCUCAUCUUGUUAGGUCCUGGGGUAUCAAGCAACUACUUGAGAUAUGGAACAAAGCCAAGGGAAAGGAGCGAGAUGCUAUGCUCUGGGGCGAUGAGGUCGAGUACUUGGUUGUGACGUAUUCCAAAGACGACCCUAAGGUGUUGCUGUCUCUAAGACAGGCAGACAUCCUUCAAGCCUUAGCAAGCGACAAGAGUCUCUCCAAGGAGGGCUGUGCCCCCCCAUUACCGGAUGGGCCCCAUCCACAGUCGAGCCAGCCGCCUCCCGUGUUCCAUCCCGAGUUUGGGAGGUUCAUGCUCGAGGCUACCCCAGGCAAGCCUUGGGGUAUCGAGUUCAAGGAACUCUUGGAGGUUGAGCCCAACAUGAAGCUGAGGCGGUGUAUUGCUAAGGACCACAUGUUACCCAACGAAUACCCAAUCACGUUGACGACAUUCCCGAGGCUGGGCAGCCCGGGCGUGUUUACGGACCCCUUUUACCCAGUCUCCGGGCCCAAGUUGAGGUCGCAGUUCGUCCCGGACGAGAUUGCCAACCCUCAUAUCCGCUUCCCUACGCUCGCCGCCAAUAUCCGCUCCCGCCGGGGCCGGAAGGUGCAGGUGAACGUGCCGGUCUUCAGGGACGAGAAGACCCCCUGGCCAUGGAGAGACCCCACUGUCAACUACGACCUACACCAGUGGCCCGAGGACGAUGAUGUUCGGAAUGGCGCCGCACCGGAUAACUUCAUCCACAUGGAUGCCAUGGCGUUUGGCAUGGGCAGCUGCUGUCUGCAGAUCACGUUCCAGGCCAAGAACUUGACCGAGGGCAGGCAGAUGUACGACCAGCUCAGCCCCCUCGGGCCCAUCAUGUUGGCAUUGACGGCUGCGACGCCGGUGUACAAGGGGUUCCUAGCGGAUACAGAUGUAAGGUGGAAUCAGAUCAGCAAGGCAGUGGACGACCGAACGGCUGAAGAGUUGGGCGAGAAGCCCCUUGUGAAUGACCGCUGGCGGAUUCCCAAGUCACGCUACGCUUCCAACUCGACCUACAUCUCGGAGGAUCCCCGACUGCGGCCCGAGUACCUCGACCCGGACCUUGUCAUCGACGAGAACAUCAAGCGGCAGCUUCUCGACGGCGGUAUGGACGACAGACUGGCCACCCACUUUGCCCAUCUCUUCAUCCGCGACCCCAUCGUCAUCUUCAACGAAGACCUCAAGGAGCUCGACCUAAACAAGACGGACCACUUCGAGAACAUCCAGAGCACCAAUUGGCAGCACAUGCGCUUUAAGCCGCCGCCGGCCGACAACAGCAUCGGGUGGCGGGUCGAGUUUCGCCCGAUGGAAAUCCAAAUCACCGAUUUUGAGAACGCGGCCUUUUCCGUCUUCAUGGUCCUCGUCACGCGCGUCAUCCUCAGCUUCGACCUGAACUUCUACAUCCCCAUCAAAAAGGUCGACGAGAACAUGGAAACCGCCCACGCCCGCGAUGCCGUGUUAACCCGCAAGUUCUACUUUCGCCGCAACCUCUUCCCCGCCACGCGCAAGUCCCGCAGCCCAGGCUCGGGCACCUCGACGCCCAUCCCCAGCCGCCCGCCCACUCCGACAGGGCCCGUCGAGGACGAGUACCGCCUCAUGAGCAUCAACGAGAUCAUCAACGGCACCGCCUACGCCAGGGCAACAACCUCCUCCUCCUCCGUGCCAGAGCCCGAGGAAGACGAAGAUGAGGACUUCCCCGGCCUGAUCCCCCUCGUCGAGAGCUACCUCGACUCGGUCAACGUCGACGUCGUCACGCGCUGCGAACUGGCCACGUACCUGGACCUGAUCCGCAAGCGCGCCAGCGGCGAGCUGUGGACGGCCGCGAGGUGGAUCCGGCACUUUGUCGCGCGCCACCCGGCGUAUCAGCGGGAUAGUACGGUCGGGGAGAGGAUUACGAGGGAUCUGGUCGAGGCGGUGGUCAAGAUUGGGCAGUGCGAGGCGAGCGGGGAGAGGUUUAGGGGGCUGUGUGGCGAGGAGGUGCCUUUGUUGGAGAAGCUUUUGGCCGGGUUUCGGUGAUGGCGUUUCUAUGGGCAGGGGGCGAUGUGAUGGACGGAAGGGGGUAGGCCGCCUUUGAGGGGUUAGAAAAGAGUUUGAAGCAUAGAGCGUUAUCUGAGCAGGCUGAGGGGUGGGAGGAGUGAGGUGAUCUUGCGGUGUUGAAACGCGUUUGUUUUGGGCUGCUAAGGAGGUGGAAAUCUGCGUUAUUUUCUUCUUUUCCUAUUUC
Molecule: messenger RNA, 2497 nt
Organism: Parathielavia appendiculata
Lineage: Eukaryota; Fungi; Ascomycota; Sordariomycetes; Sordariales; Chaetomiaceae
Product: GCS-domain-containing protein
Exons: 7
Coding region: 223-2292 (689 amino acids)
Biological process (GO): glutathione biosynthetic process
Cellular component (GO): glutamate-cysteine ligase complex
Molecular function (GO): glutamate-cysteine ligase activity
Source: RefSeq, a predicted model, not a curated record